This is a messenger RNA of Myzus persicae (green peach aphid), 1810 nucleotides long. RefSeq names its product ATP-dependent helicase rhp16-like. The record is from RefSeq and is a predicted model, not a curated record. Lineage: Eukaryota; Metazoa; Arthropoda; Insecta; Hemiptera; Aphididae. Bases 410 to 1669 code for a protein of 419 amino acids. Gene Ontology annotation, molecular function: ATP binding; ATP-dependent chromatin remodeler activity. The transcript is spliced from 7 exons.
UUCGUCAGAAUAUAUUAUAUGGGUUUUUUUUUGUUUUUGUUUAUCGAUACCUACUUAUCGGUCGUUGAUUACCUAAUUAUUAUUUAUUACACAUUUACGGCUGUGACUUUGAGCUUGGUAUCUACCUUUAUAAUAUUAGCCACCAGGUAAGAGUUUUGCCUUUUGUGUUCAGACAUACCUAGGUAGGUACCUAUUUAAAGUUUACCGAUAAUUCCGUUCAAAUAAUGAAUAGUGAUGUUAUGUCGGAGUAUUAAUUCAAUUUUAUAACAUUUCGUUUUUGUUAAUACCUCUUACGAAUUACGAUUCACGGUCGAUACACACAUUGUUUCGAUUUGUGUGGCACAACAGUCAACAGUCAAAAACAAUUAUAUUAUUCAAUUUUCCUGUAAACCAAAAUUAAUUGUCUAAUAUGCAGCUUCCCGAACGAAGAAAACUGUUUCAACAACGCCGUCAUCGUAGAGAAGAAAUUGAAGCUCAGCUGCGUAGAGCGCAGAUUGAAGACCAGUCUAGUUCUGAAAAUAGUAGUUCUGAAGAUGAAGAUUCAUUUGAAGAUGUAUCAGAUGAUGAGGGGGCAAGUGAAGAUGAAUCAGAAGAAGAAAUAGUAAAUGAAGGUGAAUCAGAAGAAGAAGUGAUUAAUGAAGAUGAAUCAGAAGAAGAAGUGAUUAAUGAAGAUGAAUCAGAAGAAGAAGUGAUUAAUGAAGAUGAAUCAGAAGAAGAAGUAGUAAAUGAAGGUGAAUCAGAGGAAGAAGUAAAUGAAGAUGAAUUAGAAGAAGGAGAAGAAGCUGAUGAAUCACAAAAGGAAGACUACAAAUCAGAAGAAGAAGAGUACAAUACAAGCUCCCAUGAAAAAAGCUUAGCAAAUAGCAUUGGCAGUCAUAAUAAUGAUAGUCAAAUAUCUGUUGCCCAUUAUGAAUCUAAUGAGACAUACCCGGUUAAUACUAUGCUUGCUAAAAAUAAUAAUGUACUAAUGAACAAAAAUAAUUCUGAUGAUGACGAUGAUGAUGAUAAAUCACAAACUUUGUAUGACUCUAAUUUUAAUAUGAAUGAACUUCAAAAUCAAGUUGUUGAAUGGAUGGUAAACAGAGAAAGUCAAAAACCAUAUGGUGGAAUAAUUGCAACUGAUAUGGGUACCACCGAUUGUAAAAUUACGAUAUUAAUGCAUUUGUUAUCGAAAUCCAACCUUCCUAAUUCAGAUAACACACAAUCGGAAGGAGAAACUGAUUUGGAUGAAAGUGUUUUCUCAAAAGGAUGUACAUUGAUUUUGUGCCCAAGGUCAAGUAUAGAUCACUGGGUUAAUCGUAUGAACGAAAUAAAAAAACAAAAUUCAUUAGACGUGUGGCUACAUUAUGGAAGAAAUCGAGAUAUAUCACUUGAGGAUUUAACUCAAAAAGAUGUCGUUAUCACAACAGUUACAAUGGUUGUAACAGGUUUCCGCAACAAAAUAAAUAAUCCAUUAUAUCAAAUAAAAUGGGACCGAAUAAUAUUGGAUGAUAAUAAGCUCUAUAAUUAUAAACAGCAAACUUCCAAGGCUUUAUGUCAAUUAUCAGGAAUUUGCUAUUGGGUUUUUUCUGGACCAACAAUUAUUGACAAUGAUGAUGAUGAAGCUAUCUAUAGUUUGAUUAAAUUUAUAAAAUAUGAUCCAUUAAAUAUAUUGGAAAAUUGGAAAUAGUGGAUAAAAAUAAAUCAAACUGUAUCAAUCCAUGAAAAGUUGGGGCAUUUAUUUUAUAACAAGAAAAUUGUUUGAAUAGAAGGUGAUAUUUGUACAAUUAUAUAUUUUAUUAAAUUUUUAUUUUUAUAUUGAAUUAUUUUA